GGAAACAAUGCCACAGUGAAUGAGUGCUGUAAUCAAAGCUAAAGGCGGUCCAACGAUGUGACACUUUUUGCCGGGACCUCCUUGGUUCCCUAUUUUUGUCUAAAUGACAACCUUUGUUAAAAAAUUAACAUUUUCUGGUGGGACUUCAUCGUGGCGUCCCUUGUUUUCGGUCUCCUGCGAGCCAUGCUUCAUCUUUAAAAGGAGGCCGUAACAUGUGGGGACUCUUUUUUUGGCCAGGCCGUGUAUAACAAUAGUCUUGUCAUUUUUAGACAUUUUCAUGCAGAAAUAUUAAAUAUGAUGUCUUUCAUACUUUCAUAAAUUCUAAAGUCUAAAAUAACACGUCCCACAGAGACUCUGUGACAUUUUACAUAGAGGGUGAAACUGAGAAUAAAAUUAUGUCCUGAGCACAUGUCAUUUUUAUUUACUGAACAAACACUGUAUUGUUCUGUGCCGCCUGUUGUGUCUCGAGAGUGUGGAGUUUACCCGUGCACACCCAACAUAUCUUACGUUUGUGUAUGGUUUAGGUUUGGAGAACAUCUAACCUUAUGCAAUCAGAGUCAAGAAACCAUCCCACUUCUGCUUUUCAUGUCACACAGUUACUCCCUGGUUAAGUCUUUAGUCAGUCAGUUUGCUGUAGCUGGUGAGUACAGAUACAUUCUUGAUAUUUUACUGCCAGUGACUUUAUAGUAAUCAACUUGUUAUAGGCUCAGGUCAAUGAUGGGAUAUUUCAUUCUGGUGAUUCUUGUUCUUGCGCCAGGUGUUUGGAGUGGAGAUUGGAGCGUGACCUUAGAGAGUCAGUGUGCUUUGAAGGGCACAUCAGUGGUUAUAAAGUGUGACUAUGAAUACCCUUAUGGUCAUACUGUCACUGAGGUGCACUGGUUAAAACAGUCUGUAGCCAGUCAGCUGAAGCCAGUUCUCCUCUCUGAUCUGCCUUCACCUCCAGACUUUAAAUAUGUGGGCAACAAACAUGGCGACUGUGACCUGAAGAUCAAUAAUGUCCGACCCAUGGAUGAAGGACUGUACUAUUUCAGUUUUGUGACAACGCGCGACAGAUGGAGUAGUAAAUACUCCGCUCAUUUGACUGUGCGAGAGUUGACCGCCUUUGUGAGGCCGACCACUGUGUCAGAAGGAUAUAAUGUCCGACUGAUCUGCGAGUCAGGCUGCCCUUCACGUGUAGCCAUUGUCUGGUUCAGAGAUGGACAAAGAGUGUCAGAACCAGAGUUCUGGGCCAGAAGAGAGGAUGCUGGGACGUACCAGUGUGCCGUCUUUGGACAAGAGACAGCCAGAUCUGCCUCUGUUGCUCUGAACGUUCACUAUGCUCCCAAGAAUGUGACACUGUCCAUAAGUUCACCAGCAGACAUCGUCAGAGGAAGUUCAGUGACCUUCUCCUGCAGCUGUGAAGCAAACCCACCUGUGACACACGAAGGAUACAGCCUGUACAAGGGUGAACAGUGGGUCAGUUUAGGACAGACACACACCAUCUUUGAUAUCCAGCCCAGUCACAGUGGACUGUACCAUUGUCAAGCAACGAACAGCAUCAGCUGGAUGGGCAUUUACGUGGUCAAAUCGACUGAGAUUCACCUUGAUGUCCAGUAUGCUCCCAAGAAUGUGACACUGUCCAUAAGUUCACCAGCAGACAUCAUCAGGGGAAGUUCAGUGACCUUCACCUGCAGCUGUGAAGCAAACCCACCUGUGACACACGAAGGAUACAGUCUGUACAAGGACGAACAGUGGGUCAGUUUAGGACAGACCCACACCAUCUUUGAUAUGCAGCCCAGUCACAGUGGACUGUACCACUGUCAGGCAAGGAACAGCAUCAGCUGGAUGGCCAUUGACAUGGGCAAAUCCACUGAGAUCCACCUUGAUGUCCAGUAUGAGCCCAUGAAUGUUUCAGGUUCAGUGGAGCCACAACAAGUCGCUGAGGGCGGCAGUGUGAAUCUGACCUGCAGCAGUGUGGCUAAUCCUGCAGCAGACAGCUACACCUGGUACUGGAGGAGGACACAUUCAGCCAACUCCAACUCUAUUCUCCAGGUGGGCUCAGGACAGAUGCUGUCUCUUCACUCUGUGGAGGCUUCUCACUCUGGACUGUACUUCUGCCAGGCCAGGAACAGUGUGGGGGAGAACAACUCAACUGAGGUGCUUCUCACCGUGGAGACAAUGAAUCAAGGCAGCCAGUCCCACCUCAUCAUAGCUGGACUUGCAGGACUCAUUGUUUUAGUGGCUCUUGUGACAGCUCUUCUUCUGUUCUGGAAGAAACUAAGAGCGCAAAACGCUGUGUCUGGCUCCAGAGUAAAUGGCUUGAUCUCUUCAGUCAGAGAAGAUCAGCUCGACAACAUUUAUGCCAACAUCACAGUUCCGUCCUCUCCCCCUCUUACCUCAACUUCUGACGAAGCUGAUGUGAUCUACUCGACUGUGACCAUCAAACACAAAGCAACUAAUGUUCCACCUCACAUAAAUUCCAAAGCAGCAGAGGAGGAGGAUUCUGUGAUCUAUGCUACUGUGGCUAAAUCCAGAGGAUCCUGAUCUUAACACAAGUGCAAUGGUGGACAGAAAACAACCCCUUUUGUUCAAGUGUUUAAAUGCUUUAUUAUUAUUAUUAUUAUUAUUAUUAUUAUUAUUAUUAUUAUUAUU
Molecule: messenger RNA, 2631 nt
Organism: Solea senegalensis (Senegalese sole)
Lineage: Eukaryota; Metazoa; Chordata; Actinopteri; Pleuronectiformes; Soleidae
Product: B-cell receptor CD22-like
Exons: 11
Coding region: 715-2523 (602 amino acids)
Source: RefSeq, a predicted model, not a curated record